Molecule: messenger RNA, 1083 nt
Organism: Mangifera indica (mango)
Lineage: Eukaryota; Viridiplantae; Streptophyta; Magnoliopsida; Sapindales; Anacardiaceae
Product: protein FAR1-RELATED SEQUENCE 5-like
Exons: 3
Coding region: 131-910 (259 amino acids)
Source: RefSeq, a predicted model, not a curated record
UGAUAGGGUACAUCUCGCCUCCAUCAUGCUCAUGUCUAAGCCAACGCCACUUCAAGCUUAGGGUUUCUACUUCUGCUUCUCGCUAUUUGCGAUGGGUGAACAGCUUGUCUAGUGUUAGUUUGCUAGUGUAAUGGAGAGCACGGCUAGUCAAGCUAUUGAUUUGGACGAAAAUGAAAGGUAUUUGCAAGUUGAAAGGUAUGAUGAGAAUAAGUUGGCUGAUGACAACAACCUUUCAAAAAAUAUUGUCUUAUGUACAGGUGAAGUUGACAAGAUCUUGGAGCAGUCUUUCCAAAGUUUACCCUCAGUAGGAGAUGAUGUAGAACCAUAUAUUGGUAUGGAGUUUAAGUCAAGAGAUGAUGCUAGAAAAUUUUAUGUUGCUUAUGGCAGACGCACAGGUUUUACUGUACGGAUCCAUCAUAAUCGUCGCUCACGCAUAAAUAAUAUGGUAAUUGGUCAAGAUUUCGUUUGUUCUAAAGAAGGUUUUCGUGAAAAGAAAUAUAUUUAUCGGAAAGACAGAGUUCUUCCUCCACCACCUAUAACUCGUGAAGGCUGUCAUGCAAUGUUAAGGCUAGCAUUAAGAGAGGGAGAUAAGUGGGUUGUCACCAAAUUUAUAAAAGAGCACAAUCAUGCACUGAUGUCUCCUAGUAAAGUACCAUUGCGAGGUUCUACAAAAAAUUUGAUUAGUGAGGAUGAGAAGGAGCAGAGAAUACAAGAAUUGACCAUAGAACUCAACAAUGAGAGACAAAGAUGUAAACGACGGUGUGCAGCAUACCAGGAGCAGUUAUGCAUGGUGUUGAAGUUUGUUGAGGAACAUACAGAUCACAUGUCUGACAGAGUUGAAGAUAUAUUGAAGAAGAUAAGAGAAGUUAAAGAAGAUCAACUGGAGGAUUCAGAUUGCCCAUAUGUGUAGAGCACUUGUUAGCUAAGAGAAGUAGAUACAUUUAUAUAAUUUUGUUGUCCAAAUUCUAGGUGGAUAGAUGAUUAGUUUACUUGAGGUGAGGAGUGUUAGGGGCCUCUCAUGCUUAUUUGUUUGAUUGCAUCAUAUAACAUUCCAUUUGCAAUAAAAAUGUUGUUUUGUCUGAA